Linderina pennispora is the source of this 2844-nucleotide messenger RNA. RefSeq lists its product as uncharacterized. The record is from RefSeq and is a predicted model, not a curated record. The annotation marks the transcript as partial. Gene Ontology annotation, cellular component: Ino80 complex. Lineage: Eukaryota; Fungi; Kickxellomycota; Kickxellomycetes; Kickxellales; Kickxellaceae. The transcript has 3 exons. Gene Ontology annotation, biological process: DNA repair. Gene Ontology annotation, molecular function: ATP hydrolysis activity; ATP binding; histone binding.
AUGCGUCGCGAGGACGAGGCUCAGCGUGAGAGCGAUGGACGCAAGAGCAUGUGGGCACACAUUGCCGUCGACUACAUUCCGAGGGCUUACCGGCACAUGCAGGCGAAUGUUGUUCUGCGCAACGGCAAUCUGCUCAAGAUCUCCCAGCUGGCGCAGCGCGAAAUCCGCCGCAUCUAUGGGCCACCGUCCACGCGUAGACCACCCAAGGAGCUGCUGACAAGGGCUCGGCGCAGCAUGCGCGAGAUGCUGAUGUUUUGGAAGCGGCAUGAGAAGGAGGAGCGUGAGAUGCGCAAGCGCGCGGAGAAAGAGGCGAUUGACCGCCAGCGCCAGGAGGAGGAGGCGCGUGAAGCCAGGCGACAGGCGCGCAAGCUCAACUUCCUGAUCACUCAGACUGAGCUGUACAGCCAUUUCAUUGGCGACAAGAUCAGCGGCGGAUCCAAGGGCAGCACCGACAAGGCAGACGGACCGAGCAGCGCAUCCACUGCGUUCGGCGAGCUCGACUUUGAUGAGGCCGACGAUGCAUCGAUCCAAGCCCACGCUAAGCUCAGCGCCCAGAAUGCUUUGGCGCAGCAGCAGGAGAAGACACGUGAGUUUGACGCCCAGCGCAAGGAGCAGCUGGCCGAGCAGCAGGGCGAGGCUGCUGACAGCAAUGUAGCCAGUGCACUCGAUGCGAUGGACUUCCAGCAGCCCGAGACCCUGUCUGGUACCGAAGUGGCGCAGCCGCACAUGCUUAUGUGCCAGCUCAAGGAGUACCAGCUCAAGGGCCUGAACUGGCUGGCCAACCUGUACGAGCAGGGCAUCAACGGCAUCCUGGCUGACGAGAUGGGUCUUGGCAAGACAGUGCAGUCGAUCUCGCUGCUGGCGUACCUUGCUGAGACACACAAUAUCUGGGGGCCGUUCAUGGUGGUUGCGCCCGCUUCGACGCUGCACAACUGGCAGCAGGAGCUGACGCGGUUCGUGCCCGAGUUCAAGGUCCUGCCGUACUGGGGCUCGCAGAAGGACCGCAAGGUGCUGCGCAAGUCACUGUAUAACCCGCAGAACCUCUCGCGCAAGGACUCUGCAUUCCACGUACUGGUCACCUCGUACCAACUGGUGGUCUCGGAUGAGUCGUACCUGAACCGCGUCAAGUGGCAGUACAUGGUGCUGGACGAGGCGCAGGCGAUCAAAAGCUCAACUUCGGCACGUUGGAAGACGCUGCUUGGCUUCCACUGCCGCAACCGGCUGCUUUUGACGGGUACACCCAUCCAGAACAGCAUGCAGGAGCUGUGGGCGCUGCUGCACUUUAUCAUGCCGACGCUGUUUGACUCGCACGAGGAGUUCAGCGAGUGGUUCUCGCGCGAUAUCGAGGCGCACGCCGAGAACCGGUCGGUGAUGAAUCAGCACCAGCUGCACCGUCUACACAUGAUUCUGAAGCCGUUUAUGCUGCGACGCAACAAGCGGCACGUGCAGCACGAGCUGGGCGAGAAGAUCGAGCACCUGGUGCCGUGCGAUCUGACACAGCGGCAAAAGAUCAUGUAUCGCGGCCUCAUGAGCAAGAUCUCGGUUCCUGAGCUGCUGGAGCGGGUGCAGAACGGCGGCAAUGGAUCGCGUGGUGGUAAGGACGACUCGGACGAGAGCCUGAUGAACCUGGUCAUGCAGUUCCGCAAGGUCUGCAGUCACCCGGAGCUGUUUGAGCGUGCUGAGGUCGAGAGCCCCUAUGUCUGUGGGUCGUUCCCGACCACGGGCUCGCUGAUCCGCGAGGGCGAUGAGCUGUGGUGCAGCUACGCAACACGUAGCCUACUCGAGUUCAAGAUGCCCAAGCUCCUGUACCGCGACUCGCCCAUGCUACCCAAUGUGCUCACGGUGCGUGACCACAUUCUCAACAACAGGCUGUCGCUGUGGACGCCAGAGAACAUUGCGUCGCAGCAGUCGGAGUCCAGCCUGAUGUCGCUGCUCCGUCUGUGUACACCGUCAGCGAGCAUCGCCACCAGGGCAUUCUCGGGUUCGUUGGCGCAGCGGCUAGACGACAUUGAAGCCGUCGAUGCCAAAGAAAGCGGUCUGCGACAGAGCCUGCUGAUGUCUGGCCAUGACAGUGAUGAGGUUCCAGACUCGCUGCGCUAUGCUGCCCAGGGAUCGGCUCUGCAUGUGCUGAGCAACUUCGAGUUUGCUCACUCGCUGCUUAGUAUUGUGCCGCCAGCGUACAAGCCGCCAGCUGUAGCCCCACCAAUCGAACUAGCGGUCAGCGACCGGUCCGCAGCCUGGGAGAACGCCGACUACAUGCUGCUCAACCCGCUGGCAUCACGCAUCACGGGUGGCAAGACGUUUGCGAGCGACGAUUGGACGCGGCCGUUCCGGGCACAGGGCGGCAGCGAUAUCUGGAUGCCAUCGAUGGACAAGCUGAUUCGGUACUCGGGCAAGAUGGCUGUGCUGGACAAGCUGCUGACGCGGCUGAAGGCUGAGGGCCACCGGGUGCUGCUCUACUUCCAGAUGACCAAGAUGAUUGACCUGUUCGAGGAGUACCUUGCCUACCGCAAGUAUACGUAUCUGCGUCUGGACGGAUCGUCCAGGAUCUCCGACCGCCGAGACAUGGUUAUGGACUGGCAGACACGCGACGACAUCUUCAUUUUCCUGCUCAGCACGCGCGCUGGUGGCCUUGGCAUCAACCUGACUGCAGCUGACACGGUCAUCUUCUUUGAGAGCGACUGGAACCCGACCGUCGACAGCCAGGCUAUGGACCGUGCCCACCGGCUGGGCCAGACCAAGCAGGUGGUUGUGUACCGACUGAUCACCCGUGGUACUGUCGAAGAGCGGAUUCUGCAGCGUGCGCGGCAGAAGGACGAAAUCCACCGCAUGGUCAUUGCUGGC